GCUGAGAAGGUAAGAAAGAAGAGAGCAAAGCGAAGCAAAGAAAAUAAGGUGGUGUGGGGGGUUUUAAUGGCAGCUAUAGCUAGCUAGCUUGUGUGGUGGCAGAUACAAAAUUCAAAAGGGGUGCAAUAAAAGAGGGGGUGCUGAGUUAAGAGAUGGGUAGGUUAGGGUUUUAAUUUAUAGUGCCCCGGCCCCUCCCUUUUUCUCUUCCUUCCUUAGUACCACUGCUGCGAUUCCAAACUGCACCUGCUACACAGAUUAAUUCAAGAUAGCUUGCUUGCUCGAUAGACAUAAAUCCCUAUUGCCAUUCAAUACCAGAAAUCAUGAUAUAUAAAAGACCAGCCCUGGCUGCUGUGUCCGCAGGUUAAUUAACUUGCAUCCACCAACCCCCCUCAUCACACCAUUAAGAGAGAGAGAGAGAGAGAGUCUCUACCGGUCAUUUUCUGGGUUUGUUUCUCUUCUUCUUGGUGAUGGGGCUGGGAUAUAUUAUUAAGGGGGGAGAGAGAGAGAAAGAGAGAGAGGCUCCGAUUUAUUGGUGUGUUGUGCGUUUUCAAUUCUGAGUAAUGGUGGUGUGUUGUAGCUGCUUUCUAGCUAGCUAGGUUUGAAUUUCUUUUUGCUGCUUCUCUAAUUGGCACUGAAUGAGAUAUGGGUAUGGGGAGAAGGAAGAGAGGGACUAGUAUUAAGUCGGCUUUUCUUCCUCUUCUUCUUGCAUUUUUCAUCCUUGUUUUCGACCGAUUUGCCGUCGUUUCGGCUCUAAAUUACACCAAAUACAGAGAGGUUAGCAGCCUGAGACUCGAAAGGAUUCAGAGGCACUUGAAGAAUAUCAACAAGCCCCCCGUCAUCACCAUCGAGAGCCCCGAUGGAGAUAUCAUAGACUGCGUCCAUAGAGGAAAACAACCAGCUUUAGAUCAUCCUGCUUUGAAAAAUCACAAGAUCCAGAGAGCUCCGCCGGAGAUGCCCAAGGUGAGGAGGAUGAAGGGCGGAGAUGACGAAAAGGAAAGGAUGGAGAACAACAGGAGCAGCAGUGACCUGGCCGGAGAAGGAGAGUGGCAAAUGUGGCACCGCGGGGGGAAUCGGUGUCCGAAGGGGACGGUGCCCAUACGGCGGAGCUCAGUGCACGAUGUGCUGAGAGCCAGGUCUUUGUUUGACUUCGGCAAGAAACACCACCGGUCGCCGCCGCUGGCUCGGCGCGUCGACGCACCAGAUGUCGUCAGCGGCAAUGGCCAUGAGCACGCCAUUGCCUACACGGGGGCAUCCCAAGAAGUGUACGGAGCCAAAGCAACCAUAAACGUGUGGGACCCAUCAAUCCAAGUGGUCAACGAGUUCAGCCUCUCCCAGCUCUGGGUCCUCUCGGGAUCAUUCGACGGCUCUGAUCUCAACAGCAUCGAAGCUGGAUGGCAGGUCAGUCCGGAGCUGUAUGGGGAUAGCAGGCCCAGACUUUUCACUUAUUGGACGACGGACUCAUACCAGGCUACCGGAUGCUACAACCUUCUGUGUGCGGGAUUUGUGCAGACCAACAGCCGGAUAGCCAUCGGAGCUGCCAUUUCUCCGGUUUCCUCAGUUUCCGGCGGCCAGUUUGACAUUAGCAUCCUCAUUUGGAAGGACCCAAAGCUGGGAAACUGGUGGAUGAGCUUUGGCGACAGCACGCUGGUGGGGUACUGGCCGGCAGAUCUGUUCACGCACCUUGGAGACCAUGCAACCAUGGUGGAGUGGGGCGGCGAGGUGGUGAACUCGCGGCCCAACGGGAUGCACACCUCCACCCAGAUGGGCUCCGGCCACUUUGCCGAAGACGGCUUCGGCCAGGCCAGCUACUUCCGCAACCUGGAGAUCGUCGACUCCGACAACAGCCUCAGCUCCGCCCAAGGCAUUUCCAUCCUCGCCGAGAACACCAACUGCUACGACAUCAAGAGUUUCUACACCAAUGACUGGGGCACUCACUUCUACUACGGCGGGCCCGGGAAAAACCCGAAGUGCCCUUAGUUGAAGACAUCACGAACUCUGUGACAACAGGAGACCGAGAGGGAAAGAAGGGUUUGUGCAUCUGUGUAUCAUGAUUUCUUUUGCUAAUACUUGAGCCGGUGAUGAAUCAUACGGCUCUAGCUUGAUGAUAAUCGUUGUCGCAUCACUAAUGUCGAUCUUCAAAAUUUAUAUAUGUAUAUUGCCAUUUUGUUAAAAUGUUUUAUCGGCUAUUUUUCGCUUCUUUUUCUUCAACUUCUUGCUUUAAAUUAUUUAUUUUUGUAUCGCAACAAAAUUGCAAUAAAUUAAGUGAGGCUAGCUCACAUUUAUUUUCAA
Malania oleifera is the source of this 2289-nucleotide messenger RNA. RefSeq names its product protein neprosin. NCBI's taxonomy places the organism in Eukaryota, Viridiplantae, Streptophyta, Magnoliopsida, Santalales, Ximeniaceae. The transcript has 7 exons. The record is from RefSeq and is a predicted model, not a curated record. Bases 643 to 1977 code for a protein of 444 amino acids.